This is a messenger RNA of Mangifera indica (mango), 1732 nucleotides long. Its product is annotated as probable protein kinase At2g41970. Gene Ontology annotation, biological process: protein phosphorylation. The record is from RefSeq and is a predicted model, not a curated record. Lineage: Eukaryota; Viridiplantae; Streptophyta; Magnoliopsida; Sapindales; Anacardiaceae. Gene Ontology annotation, molecular function: ATP binding; protein tyrosine kinase activity. Bases 445 to 1524 code for a protein of 359 amino acids. The transcript has 8 exons.
UGCAAACAUGCAUGCCAUUAUCAGUAUACCCAUGUUGACAAUUCAUGAUUGAAUGGUUGACAUUUAAGGAUCAUGCAAAAUCAUCAACAUUUCUUUAUAUAAACAUAAGUUAAAAUAGCUACAUACUACUUGGAACGUGGAAACGUAAGAAACACGAACAGGUGGGCUUGGUUAUUUUUAUUGGUUAAACUGAGGAAUCCGAGUUUCCCGCGAAACAAAUAAAAUAUUUUGUUGCCAAAAACCCGAGCCGUUAGAGGAGGAGACACAACAGAAAAUAAUUCUUCUUCUUCACUUCUUCUUCUUCUUCAAUUGCAUCGCAGGCUUAAUUUUGAGGAAUUACAGGGCAAUAUAGUUGUUAAUUUUUAACAAAAAGGUGAAAAACAUAUAUUGAAGAGGGUGAGUUUCACGUGGGAUUUUGAGAUUGCUGCGCAAACAGGUUGAAUCAUGUUCUGCUGUCAAGGUGAGGAGGAGGAGCAACCAGGCCCCCCUGCUAGCCAAAACACAGCCCCACCUAAAGGCAACCCCCAUGCUGCUGGUAGCCAAGGAGGAGGGCCAAAGAUGUCCAAUGUGGAGAAAAGAGGAGCUCCUCCAAAGGUCUUGCCUAUUGAAAUUCCAUCUGUUCCAUUGGACGAGUUAAAUAAACUUACUAGCAACUUUGGUUCAAAGGCUUUGAUUGGUGAAGGAUCCUAUGGCCGAGUAUUCUAUGCUGAGUUAAGUAGUGGCCCUGCAGCAAUAAAGAAGCUAGACACCAGUUCCUCAGAGCAACCAGAUUCGGAUUUUGCAGCGCAAUUGUCAAUGGUUUCAAGGCUUAAACAUGAACAUUUUUUGGAGUUGCUGGGGUAUUGUAUGGAGGCAAAUAACCGCAUAUUAGUAUACGAAUUCGCAACAAUGGGGUCUUUACAUGAUGUAUUACAUGGGAGAAAGGGUGUACAAGGGGCUGAACCUGGUCCAGUUCUAAGCUGGCUCCAAAGAGUUAAGGUUGCAUUUGGUGCAGCAAAAGGCCUAGAGUAUUUGCACGAAAAGGUUCAACCUCCUGUAGUUCAUCGCGAUGUCAGAUCCAGCAAUGUCUUACUUUUUGAUGAUUUUAAGGCUAAAAUGGCUGAUUUUAACUUGACGAAUCAGUCAUCUGACACAGCAGCUCGACUGCAUUCAACUAGAGUUUUGGGUACCUUUGGCUACCAUGCUCCUGAGUAUGCAAUGACAGGGCAAGUAACACAGAAAAGCGAUGUUUAUAGUUUUGGAGUUGUUCUUUUAGAGCUAUUGACAGGAAGAAAGCCAGUAGAUCAUACAAUGCCUAAAGGACAACAAAGUCUUGUUACUUGGGCUACUCCAAGAUUGAGUGAAGACAAGGUGAAGCAAUGCAUUGAUCCUAAGCUAAAUAACGAUUACCCGCCAAAGGCGAUUGCCAAGCUUGCGGCAGUUGCAGCACUUUGUGUUCAAUAUGAAGCAGAUUUUAGGCCAAACAUGACAAUUGUUGUGAAAGCUCUUACGCCUCUUCUUAACUCAAAGCCAGCAGGACCAUAAUCUCAUGGAUAAAUUUGAUCUUGUUUUACUCAUGUAAUCAAUCUGUAACUUCCUCAGGUUUUGUAUCAAAAUUCACAGCAUCUCUACAUUGACUUGUAUCCAUUUCCAGGCCUUUUUAAAAAAAAAAUCAUUCUUGAUGUUAUUAGCAGAAACAUUAAACAAGGACUAAUUCUUGGUUUAAAAUUUUUAUGAUAUUUAAUUAUACUUG